UCUCGCCGGAUUUCGUGUCGAAUCAUCUCGAUCUCACGCUCGGAUCGUAUAAUCUUCUCAUUUCAUCAUGAUGAAAAGUUACUGCCUUAUGAAUUUGAUGCUUCGGAAUAUGUCUGUAAACUCACCGCUUGCAUUGAACUACCUCCACAGAGUUUUCUUGAUGGAGAACAGUAACAAUCCACAAACUUAUCCGGGUUUCCGGUACUUUCCUCCUCCGUCGGCAUGGAUCGAUCCGAAUUCUGUACCGUUCGACGACGAUAAAACUCCAACGUGGGUCAUUGUCGGCGCAGUGAUCGUUGUCGUGAUUCUCUGCGGUCUCCUUUUCUACUCCAUCAGGUGGCGAGAGAAGAAAAUCCGGAAAAAAGCGGCCGCGGCAUUUGCUCCGGUCGCAAUGCCAGCUCCUCCAGCUCCACCUCCGAAGAAAGAUGAAGAUAAGCCAAAACCGAAGCCGCCUACACCUACCAAGCUGGUGCCUCCACCUCCGCCGCCAAUGAGCGUCCAGAUGGGGUUACCAGCUUAUUGUCUGAGAUGCGGGCAUAGAGGAGGACGAUAUUCUUCAUCAUAUACUUGCCCUCAGUGCGCGUGGCAGAGUAACCGUAAUGAAGGGUAGCCAGACAACGGAUAAAGACAGAAAUUACAAAAAAAUUUCUCAUCUUGUUGUAUGGCAUAUGAAUUUGGAAGCUUCUUUUUAUGUUUGUGUGUGAAACUUGGAAUGACGCACGGUGACCGGUCGUCUACUUCUACUGUACAACGUUGGAGAUUUGAUGUGAUGAAUAACUUUUGCGUCGGAGGAUUUAUCAAAUUUCUUCUCAUAAUACAUG
Molecule: messenger RNA, 821 nt
Organism: Syzygium oleosum
Lineage: Eukaryota; Viridiplantae; Streptophyta; Magnoliopsida; Myrtales; Myrtaceae
Exons: 1
Coding region: 68-610 (180 amino acids)
Source: RefSeq, a predicted model, not a curated record